Molecule: messenger RNA, 1973 nt
Organism: Cylas formicarius (sweet potato weevil)
Lineage: Eukaryota; Metazoa; Arthropoda; Insecta; Coleoptera; Brentidae
Product: juvenile hormone esterase-like
Exons: 9
Coding region: 17-1639 (540 amino acids)
Source: RefSeq, a predicted model, not a curated record
AGCAACAACAGCCGCCAUGAACGCAUUUGUGCUUAUUGCAUUUGUGCCAACCGCCGUUGCGGAUCUCGUAGUCGACAUCCCUGACGGAAGAGUAAGGGGUCAUGAGAUCAAAACGGAAAGCAGCAGCAUGUACGCCUUUCAAGGAAUACCCUAUGGUCGACCGCCUGUUGGAAAAUUGAGAUUUCAGGCUCCUUUACCUUCGGAACCAUGGGAAGGAAUGCUAGAAGCGAAUCGAACUGGGGCUUCGUGCAUUGUGCAAGUACAGUUUGAGGGUGAUCCAGAUAUUGGCGAACAAAGCGAAGACUGUCUUUUCUUAAACGUUUACACCCCUGCCCGCGAAAUCUCCGAAAAAUUACCGGUACUAUUUUGGAUUUAUGGUGGUGCGUUUGUCGGUGGAUGUGCAACAUACGAUUACUACGGCCCCGAUGAUCUGGUCAAUCAAGAUGUAAUAACAGUGACGGUGAAUUAUCGAAUAGGUUUUUACGGCUUUUUGUCCACCGAAGACAAAGCGAUUUUGGGUAACGCCGGCCUGAAGGAUCAACUGCUGGCACUUAAGUGGGCGCGAAAAAACAUCGAGUUCUUCGGUGGUGAUCCCGAGAAGAUUACGAUAUUCGGCGAGAGUGCUGGUGGCAUUUCGGUCGGGGCUCACAUCCUCAACCGGAAAUCCACGGGGUUAUUCAGAGCCGCCAUUUGCCAGAGCGGAUGUUCCUUGGAGACUGUGUUGCAGGUCAACGCCAGACAAAACGUUUACAAUUUAGCGAAGAUUAUCGAUCCAACCAUUUCUGAAGGGAACACGACAGUGGAGGUACGAGACUUUUUGCAAAGUUUAUCUACCGAAGUUUUGAACGAGGCAGGAACUAAGUUAGGCGUACAACUAGGUGCUGUUGUUGAAGUAAAAGACGAAGACGCGUAUAUAACGGAACCAACGGUUCCUUUGCUCGAAUCAGGAGAUUUCAACCAAGUUCCGCUCAUCAUCGGAACAGUCUCCGAAGAAUCGCUAGGAUUUCUUUCCACUGUUUCUGAUAUCGAGGAAGCAGCCCGGUCUUACGAUUCGGAUGUAACUGCUUUGCUACCUGUCGGUUUGGUACCGUUAGAGAACGCGAACCUAACCGAGGCUGGAAUAACAAUCAAAGAAACUUACGCCGGCAGAGAUGGAACGUUCUCAGAGGAUUUGUCCAGAACUUUGAAGUAUUUCAGCGAUAAUAUUUUUGGAAGAUCCACACUGAAGCAAGUGAAGAUCCAGUCGAACUAUACGCCGGUUUAUUGGUACCAAUUUUCCUUUGCUGGAACGAGAAGCAAAGACCGUCCUGCAAUUCAAGGUGCCGGUAAAGUAGGUCACUCCGACGAGUUGGCUUACCUCUUCAAGAUAUCGACAUUUCCGUUGGCUACAGAAGCAGAUUAUUUAACGCGAAAGAGGAUGGUUAAGCUAUGGUCGAAUUUUGCCAAAACACUGGAUCCCACUCCUGAUGCGUCCGAUCCGCUCCUGAACGUAACCUGGCCGCAAGUUUCGCCGAUAGACAUUCAAUAUCUGGACAUCGACGAGAUCCUUCGAGUGAAGCCCAACGGGAAGGUUAAGGAAAUGGAGAUGUGGGACAAUCUGUACGAAACCUACGCAAAACGCCCAUUUUAUUGGUUCUGAAUUGUAGGAAUAAUAUUUUUCAAACUCUUUCAACGCGCGCUUGAUUACCGCCCAAUUGUUGGAAGUGAAAUAGUAUCUAACAAUGAACAGGAUAUUUAUUUUCGCCGUUUAAAAUAUCUAUAGUGUGCGCAUUAUAUAAUAAUAAAGCAAUUUUAGGUGAUUUUCGCUGUUUAACGCACUCAAUUACCCAUCUAAAUGUAAAACAAAUUAGCAAUAAUAAUUCACAAAUUGAGGCUUCUUUUUUUGUGGCUGUUGGCGAUACGCUAUGGCAAUGUUUUCAAAAAUUAUUAGCGUGCAGGCACGCAUGGCAAUUAAUACUUUGGAAAAGUUUGUA